CUGACAACUGCUCAACAAAAUCCCAUAUUAGUAACUAAUUUUUUGUUCUUCAAUCUCAAUCCUCAGAAUCAAAUAAUCCAAAACCCCAAUGCGAUUUUCCCUCCUUCCCAAGCUAUACCAUUCACCUGCUUGUCGACUUCUCCCACCUUUUCAUCGCCGAUUACGCUUCAACUAUAUGUCAACUGAUUUACUGGAACCAAAGCUCCCCAUCACUGUAGCUGAAAAAGUCAAGAAAUUUCAUCAAGUUUAUCACUCCAGCCCCACCGAUAGUUGUGACAAAUGCUGGGAUGAAGGUCUGACGCCUUGGGAUUUGGGGAACCCUACCCCAGUUCUUGUACACCUUCACAACACUGGAUCACUUCCAAAGGGCAGAGCUCUUGUUCCUGGCUGCGGCAGUGGUUAUGAUGUAGUAGCGAUGGCGUGUGCCGAGCAUCAUGUUGUAGGUCUGGAUGUAUCAGACAUCGCCAUUAAGAAAGCAAUAGAAUUGACGUCUGGCUCACCAAACGCAGAGCACUGUACUUUCUUAAAGACAGACUUCUUUACUUGGUGUCCGGAUCAGCUGUUUGAUCUCAUUUUUGAUUACACGUUUUUCUGUGCCAUCGAACCCGAGCUAAGAUCAUUAUGGGCCAAGAAAAUGUCUAACCUUCUGAAACCGGAUGGGGAGCUCAUAACACUAAUUUAUCCAAUAGAUGACCAUGAGGGCGGCCCUCCAUAUAAAGUAUCAGUUGCCGAUUAUGAAGAGGAAUUGCAUACUGUUGGUUUCGAAGCAACACAGAUUUCAGAGAAUGAGCUGGCCAUUGCUCCUCGAAAGGGACGAGAGAAACUAGGUAGAUGGAGAAGAUCUCUACACCGUGUCUCGCUUUGAUCAUGCACUGCAGAUAAACACCAUUUUUUCGCUGUAACGGCUACGGAGUGGAGUAGGAAGCUGGAUAGGUUGGAGGUGCCGAUCCUGGGGUGAAAUUCACAUGAAGAAGAAGAAAGGAGGGAAUUGGGCUCAAAUAUAAAAAUAAGCAUCUCCCACUUAUUUAAUUAAUUGGACUCCUUUAGUUGUGUACCCCAAAACUUGUAUAUUUAUUUAAAUUUGGACUCUUUUAAAAUCUCAUGGCCCAAAGCCAUUUUUGUAAUAAGCAUUGGACUUAUGUUUAUUUGAGAAGCCCAAAUAUUUACUUUACUUUUUA
Molecule: messenger RNA, 1178 nt
Organism: Salvia splendens (bonfire salvia)
Lineage: Eukaryota; Viridiplantae; Streptophyta; Magnoliopsida; Lamiales; Lamiaceae
Product: probable thiol methyltransferase 2
Exons: 9
Coding region: 89-865 (258 amino acids)
Molecular function (GO): S-adenosylmethionine-dependent methyltransferase activity
Source: RefSeq, a predicted model, not a curated record